Molecule: messenger RNA, 2209 nt
Organism: Cucurbita maxima (winter squash)
Lineage: Eukaryota; Viridiplantae; Streptophyta; Magnoliopsida; Cucurbitales; Cucurbitaceae
Product: F-box/kelch-repeat protein At1g67480
Exons: 4
Coding region: 527-1681 (384 amino acids)
Molecular function (GO): protein binding
Source: RefSeq, a predicted model, not a curated record
UUUUUGGUUUUCUAUAAAUCCUCUUCAAUCUCAGCCCCACCCUAGAGACCAACCACAUCUUCUUCAUUUUUUUCAAAUCUCUCAACAACCCUCUUUGCUGCUCCUGCUGCUGCUGCCGCCUCUCUGACUUUCAGUUUCUCUCUAUUUUCAAAUGGAAGUCAUGGGGGGCUAACUUGGCGAGUUCUAUGGCAUUGACUGGUAUUUUGGCAAUGCAUAUAGAAAGAGGGAACUCUAUAAAGUUGCAGAGCAUCACUCAUACUGCCAUAUCUAGUAAAUAUAAGCGUGAGUUUUCUGGCAUGGACUUUGAAUCAGAUUGGACAAGACACAGAAAGUCCUCUGCAUUUGCUGCUCAAGUGAUCCGUUCUGCAACUUCCUUUAUGCCUUGGUCUUGCAGAAUCCCAAUUAGUAAAGGAUAUCACGAAUUUCUUUAAUUGAACUCAAUCAAGUUAUUGGACUGUUUGAGCAAUACUGUUGAAGAAGAACAGUCGUCGUUGUACAUGAUUUAAUUGGUUACUUUAUUUGUAUAAUGCCUGGAUUCAUUUCUGGAAAGAAGAGGUUCACAGAAAUAAACAUGUGCAUCAUCAACACUGUUAAAAAGAAUUCAGUUAGUCAUUCGAAAAGCGAUACCAGAUCCUCUCAGUUUGAUUAUGAGUCUGACAAGUCUCUCUUUCCUGGUUUGCCCGAUGAUGUCGCAAAACUGUGCCUUGCCCUGGUUCCACGUUCUAGCCACCCAUCUAUGGCUGGUGUCUGCAAGAAUUGGAGGUCAUUCAUUAAAGGCAAGGAUUUCUUAACCGAGAGGAAAUUAGCUGGUGCUGUUGAGGAGUGGCUGUACUUCUUAACUAUGGAUACUGAAAGGAAGGAGUGCCACUGGGAAGUAUUUGAUUGUGUAGAACACAAAUUCCGAAUUCUUCCCCCGAUGCCUGGGGCAGUGAAGGCUGGUUUUGAAGUGGUGGUUUUGAACGGGAAGCUUCUUGUCAUAGCUGGUUAUUCGAUUGCUGACGGGACUGAUUCUGUAUCAUCUGACGUUUAUCAAUAUGAUUCUUGCCUUAACAGGUGGAGCAAAUUAGCCAAUUUGAACGUAGCUCGACAUGAUUUUGGUUGUGCUGCUGUUGAUGGAAUUGUCUAUGUGGUUGGAGGCUAUGGGAUAGAAGGCGACAAUCUAUCGAGUGCUGAGGUGUAUGACCCCGAAACUGACAAGUGGACUCUAAUCGAAAGCCUCCGCCGCCCUCGAUCAGGCUGUUUUGCAUGUGGAUUUGACGGUAAGCUGUACGUCAUGGGUGGAAGGUCGAGCUUCACCAUUGGAAAUUCGAGGUUCGUCGAUGUGUACAAUCCCAAGAGACAUAGUUGGUACGAGAUGAAGAAUGGUUGUGUAAUGGUCACUGCUCAUGCUGUAGUAGGUAAGAAACUCUUCUGUAUGGAAUGGAAGAACCAACGAAAGCUAUCUAUGUUCAAUCCAGAGGAUAAUUCAUGGAAGAUGGUACCAGUUCCAUUAACUGGUAGCUCUAGCAUUGGAUUUCGGUUUGGCAUAUUGGACGGGAAGCUGUUGCUCUUCUCUUUGAAGAACGAACCCGAAUACCGUACUUUGUUGUACGAUCCAAAUGCAGCUCCGGGUUCGGAAUGGAAGACCUCAGACAUAAAACCAUCUGGCUUGUGCUUGUGCAGUGUGACCAUCAAGGUUUGACAAUGGAAGUGUCAUUUUAGAGUGAAAGUCACUUUUUAUCCAGUUUGACUCGUUUGUUAUCUGAUUCUAAUUCAUCCUUCAUUUCUAUUAUCUGACAAUGAAUGAUUUGGUCAAUCAUUUAAAACAUCAUUUUUAUCUUAAUGAUCUAGUGGAGAAUCAAUCCUUUGAUGAUGUUUGUUUUCAAACAAGCCUGCAAUCCAGAUAGAUAGAAACUCAUGAAGCAAUCUUUACAUUGCUUCAACUUGCUGCUGCUACUCAUAGAAAAUGUAGAUUGCUGAUCAAAUCAUGUCAAGUGAAGUCGAAGGUGUCAGCUGAACCCGGUAAUCGUCUGGUCGGUUGCGGGCUAUGCAAGCCUUUGAAGUUCGAACUUAGAACCUUCUGUUUGAGAAGAUUGAUGUGUGGUAUGAUAUCCAACCCCUACUGCAGGGAAUUGAGUUUUUAGAAGCUAAUCCCAUGUUAAGAAGAUGCAUGAAAGAUUGAAAUUUGUACAUAAUAUGUAAAUAUGGUAUCUGGUGAAUGAUUAACUUU